AUGGCGGCCGUGCCGCUGCCCGCGGAGCCGGUCGCGGGGCGGCCGCCGCCGCCCGCGCGCGGCGCUCCUGCCGCUGGCGUGCCGGGCGGCCAGGAAGACGGCCCGGCGGAGUGGGGGCAGCUACCGCAGGUCGGAGGGCGCCUCCAUGAGGAGAGCAUCCACAGCGUCUUGCGCCUGGUCGAGCAGGAGCGCCAGGGGCGGGCCCGCGAGCGCGCCGACGCCGCGGCGGAGCUGUCGGCGCUGCGGGAGCGCGGCGAGCGGCAGCGGCAGGAGCUCGAGCAGCGCCUGCGGGCCCAGGCGGAGGAGGCCGAGCUGCUGCAGCGCAGCGAGGGGCUGGCGCAGGACCUGCAGGGCCUGCUGGCCCGGGCCGACGCCAGUGCGCAGGAGGCCAGCGGCCUGCGGGCGCAGCUGUCAGAGGCCCGCCGCCUGCUGCAGUCCUCCGACGGGGUGCGCGAGGAGCUGCUGGCGGAGGCGCAGGAGAACUCGUCGGCGCUGGCCCGCGCGAAGGCCGAACUACAGGAGAGCCGCGGCCGCGAGGCCUCCGUGCGCGAGCACGGCGACGCCGCGCACGCGCGCCUGGAGGCCCGGUGCCAGGCGCUCGCGGGGCAGGCGCAGGACUGCGGCCGGGAGGCGGACGUGCUGCGCGAGCGCGCGCAGCGCUACGAGCAGGAGCUGCGCGCCAAGGACCAGCAGCUGGAGCGCGCGCGCGCCGCCGCCGAGGCCGCGCGCGCCCAGGCGCAGGCCGAGGCCGAGGAGGCCCAGCGCGAGGCCGAGCGGGCCCGCGCGGCGGAGGAGCGGGCCCGCGGCGCAGAGGCGCAGCUGCAGGCCGCGCAGGCGGAGGCGCGGCGGCGGCUGGGCGAGGCCGCCGCCGAGCUCGAGGGCCGCCUGCGCGCCGCCCUCGCGGAGGCCGAGCGGCUGCGCCGGGGCCUCGAGGCCGCGGAGGGCGAGGCCAGCGCGCUGCGGGAGCAGUGCGACGCUCAGCGCGCGCGCCUGGCGCGCGCCGAGGAGGCCGGCGCGGAGGCCGCCCGGAGCGCGAAGGAGCACGCGGAGGACCUGGCUCGGCGGCAGCACGAGCGCGCGGCGGCGGCGGAGGCCGAGAAGGCCCGGGCGGCGCGGGCGCUGGCGGAGAGCGAGGAGCUCGCGGCGCGGCGGGAGCGGCGGGCCCUGGAGCUGGAGGCCUGGCUGCUCGCCGCCCGCUCGCGCGCGCUGCGGGUGCGGCUCGAGGCCGCCUCCCCGGGCGAGCCCAGCCUGGGCGCCGGCCGCCCGCUGCACGAGGAAUUCGCGGCGGGCGUGCCCGCCGAGCCCAUCCCAGAGCCGACCCCUGAGAUCCGGCGCUGCGGGCAGAGUCGCGCCCAGGCGCUCUUCGCCGCGGCGCUGGGCGCCGGGCGGCGGCGCUUCGGGCGGCUGCUGCACGCCGCCCUGCUCCUGUACCAGAGCCCCCCCCCCAGGGGUCGAGACUGGGAGAGCAGCAGCCGCUCUCCUCUCGACACGACGUAA
Messenger RNA from Prorocentrum cordatum, 1497 nucleotides. NCBI's taxonomy places the organism in Eukaryota, Dinophyceae, Prorocentrales, Prorocentraceae. The record is from the annotation of a GenBank genome assembly.